Messenger RNA from Anoplophora glabripennis (Asian longhorned beetle), 2507 nucleotides. It is a transcript of the gene Stat92E, whose product is annotated as signal transducer and activator of transcription 5B. The transcript is spliced from 13 exons. The record is from RefSeq and is a predicted model, not a curated record. Gene Ontology annotation, biological process: cell surface receptor signaling pathway via JAK-STAT; regulation of cell population proliferation; regulation of transcription by RNA polymerase II. Gene Ontology annotation, molecular function: DNA-binding transcription factor activity, RNA polymerase II-specific; RNA polymerase II cis-regulatory region sequence-specific DNA binding. Bases 255 to 2477 code for a protein of 740 amino acids. Lineage: Eukaryota; Metazoa; Arthropoda; Insecta; Coleoptera; Cerambycidae.
UCAUUCAUUCAAUGAAUUAAAAAGUAAAAAGGGCACGUCGUAGUGUGUGGCUCCCUUUAACAGUCACGUGACGGUAGUGUUUUAUUCGAAAUCGAAAUGGCCGCUGCGUGAAUGUGCGCAUAUAUUCUGUUGUGUGAGGAAAAGUGGUACCCAUAAUAAAUAAUUUACAUCAAAAUCUGUAAUAAAUGUGUGAUAAUAUUAAUUAAAUUGUCAGUGCAUCGUUGGCGUUUUACCAAAAGCUUCAACACAUAACCAUGUCUCUUUGGGCUAAGGCUCAGCAGUUACCUGCUGAAAGUUUACAGCAAAUAAGAGCAAUAUAUGGUGACCAUUUUCCGAUAGAAGUAAGACAUUAUCUUGCUCAAUAUAUCGAAGAAAAAUUCUGCACGGAAAUAGAACUUGUACCAGACAAUCUACAGCAUGAACAGUACGUUGCUGGACUUGUGAACAAUUUGAUUACUGAAAUCGAAAAUAAGGCAGCAGUAGUCACUGACGCUGAAUAUUUCCUGACAAAGCUGAAACUUGCAGAAGCCGCUAAAAUGUUUCGACAGAGAUACAGUAGCAAUCCUAUGCAACUUUUCACAUACGUGCGUCAAUGCCUGGCAACAGAAAUGCGACUAGUGCAGGCAGCUGGUGGCGAGACUUUCUCGGGUCUACCGAUCAUCUCCAGCACCAGUGCAGAAGUUUUACACAAAAUCGAUAUUUUGAGGGGAAGAACACAGAAUACUGCCGAAGACUUACGAAGGAUGGAGCAAGAGCAAGAAGCCUUCGCUUUACAGUACCACGAUUGUACAAAAAUAAAUGCUCAUUUGCAGCAAAUAUCCGGUCAGCCGAGCAACCCACAAUCGGUGGCAGCGAUACAGAAACUUCAGAGUCAGAAGGAGAUCUUAGAGAAGGCUUUAAAUCAGAAAGUAGCAGGAUUGAUGCAGUCGAGAUUGGGUGUAGGAGAGAAGCUGAAAGAGACCUUUCAGUUAUUGACACAACUGCAGGCGCACGUUUUAGAUGAGGAAUUAAUACGAUGGAAACGCGAGCAGCAAUUAGCUGGAAACGGAGCCAAUUUUAACAGUAAUUUGGACACGAUACAAGAAUGGUGUGAAAGUUUGGCAGAACUUAUUUGGCUAAACCGACAGCAAAUCAAGGAAGUCGAACGAUUGAAGCAAAAACUUGCUUUGGACCCUCCCGGAGUUACAGACGUUCUUCCGCAACUCCUCGCCGAAAUAACCCAGCUUUUGUCUACGCUCGUCACAUCGACCUUCAUUAUUGAAAAGCAACCUCCUCAGGUUAUGAAAACAAAUACUAGAUUCACAGCUACGGUACGAUUAUUAGUGGGCGGAAAACUUAACGUGCACAUGACACCGCCCCAAGUCAAGGUAACGAUAAUAUCCGAAUCUCAGGCCAACAUGCUACUUAAGAACGACAAGCUUGGGAAGAGCGGCGAAUGCUCCGGCGAAAUUUUGAACAAUUCCGGCACGAUGGAAUACCAACAGGCGACAAGACAGUUGUCCGUCAGUUUUAGGAACAUGCAGUUGAAGAAAAUCAAACGUGCAGAGAAAAAGGGAACCGAGAGCGUCAUGGAUGAGAAAUUCUCUCUGUUGUUCCAGUCUCAGUUUAGCGUUGGCGGCGGAGAGUUGAUGUUCCAAGUGUGGACUCUGAGUUUGCCCGUCGUGGUUAUCGUUCACGGCAAUCAGGAGCCUCACGCAUGGGCCACGGUGACCUGGGACAAUGCUUUUAGUGAACCGGGACGUGUACCAUUUGCAGUACCUGAUAAAGUACCUUGGGCGAAAGUGGCAGAGACUCUCUCCUUGAAAUUCAGGGCGGCGACUGGUAGGCCAUUAACGGACGACAAUUUAAAAUUCUUGGCUGAGAAGGCCUUCCGGAGUAAUUUCAACGAUACCACUAACGCCCUGCUGAGCUGGGCCCAAUUCUGCAAAGAGCCGCUAAGUGAGAGGAAUUUCACGUUCUGGGAAUGGUUUUACGCGAUUAUGAAGUUGACCAGGGAGCACUUGAGAGGGCCAUGGGUUGACGGUGCAAUAAUGGGAUUUGUGAGGAAAAAGCAGGCGGAAGAGUUACUGUCUGCGUGUACCUGUGGCACAUUUUUGCUUAGAUUUUCAGACAGUGAGUUGGGCGGUAUUACAAUCGCCUGGAUAUCGGAAAGUGGUGAAGUGUUCAGUCUGCAACCGUUUACGGCUAAAGAUUUCGCAAUUAGAUCACUUGCGGAUCGUAUAUCGGAUUUGAGCCAUCUUGUAUAUUUGUACCCAGAUAUAUCCAAAGAUCUCCCGUUCGGAAAAUAUUACACACCAUAUCAAGAUAACCCGCCCACGUCCAACAACGGUUACGUGAAACCCCAACUGAUGAUUCACGUUCCAGGAUUCACGGGACACAGUUUCCCCAACACGCCGCAACACCCGUAUUCCUCGCCGGACCCUCAACGGGACACACCGUCUGUGGCUAGCAGUUUUCAGAACAUGCUCGAUCUAUAAGAGAAACUAAAUGGACCAGUUUAACGUUGA